Molecule: messenger RNA, 1449 nt
Organism: Myotis davidii
Lineage: Eukaryota; Metazoa; Chordata; Mammalia; Chiroptera; Vespertilionidae
Gene: CHRNA3
Product: cholinergic receptor nicotinic alpha 3 subunit
Exons: 6
Biological process (GO): monoatomic ion transmembrane transport; signal transduction; nervous system process
Cellular component (GO): postsynaptic membrane; synapse; neuron projection
Molecular function (GO): acetylcholine-gated monoatomic cation-selective channel activity; transmembrane signaling receptor activity
Source: RefSeq, a predicted model, not a curated record
CAACCCUACUGCGCGGACACAUCCACAGCCUUUGUUGUCACAGAGAAAGCAGCUGAGGUUCAGAGAGGUGCAGCCACCUGCCUAAGGUCACACAGCCCACAGGGAGUUUGUCAGCACACGCACCAGAGCUCUCCACACCCAGAACCCCGGCUUGGCCAAACGUUCCGGAGUCACCCACCCCCCCGCCCUGGGGUGCAGAGGAGGCUGUUUUUUUCGGGGGGAGGGUCCCGGCGAGGGGACACGGAUCUGACGGGGCGCCUCCCCUCAGGGGCCCGCGGCUCGGAGGCCGAGCACCGCCUGUUUGAGCGGCUGUUCCAGGACUACAACGAGAUCAUCCGGCCCGUGGCCAACGUGUCCGACGCCGUCAUCAUCCAGUUCGAGGUGUCCAUGUCCCAGCUGGUGAAGGUGGAUGAAGUCAACCAGAUCAUGGAGACCAAUUUGUGGCUCAAGCAAAUCUGGAACGACUACAAGCUGAAGUGGGACCCCGCGGACUAUGACGGGGCGGAGUUCCUGCGCGUCCCCGCCCAGAAGAUCUGGAAGCCGGACAUCGUGCUCUACAACAACGCCAUGGGCGACUUCCAGGUGGACGACAAGACCAAAGCCCUGGUCAAGCACACGGGCGAGGUGACCUGGAUCCCCCCGGCCAUCUUCAAGAGCUCCUGCAAGAUCGACGUCACCUACUUCCCCUUCGACUACCAGAACUGCACCAUGAAGUUCGGCUCCUGGUCCUACGACAAGGCCAAGAUCGAGCUGGUCCUGGUGGGCUCCUCCAUGAACCUCAAGGACUACUGGGAGAGCGGCGAGUGGGCCAUCAUCCACGCCCCCGGCUACAAGCACGACAUCAAGUACAACUGCUGCGAGGAGAUCUACCAGGACAUCACCUACUCGCUGUAUAUCCGGCGCCUGCCGCUCUUCUACACCAUCAACCUGAUCAUCCCCUGCCUGCUCAUCUCCUUCCUCACCGUGCUCGUCUUCUACCUGCCCUCCGACUGCGGCGAGAAGGUCACGCUCUGCAUCUCCGUGCUGCUCUCCCUCACCGUCUUCCUGCUGGUCAUCACCGAGACCAUCCCGUCCACCUCGCUGGUCAUCCCGCUCAUCGGCGAGUACCUGCUCUUCACCAUGAUCUUCGUCACCCUGUCCAUCGUCAUCACGGUCUUCGUGCUCAACGUGCACUACCGGACGCCCACCACGCACACCAUGCCCGCCUGGGUGAAGGCCGUGUUCCUGCACACGCUGCCCCGGGUCAUGUUCAUGGCCAGGCCGGCGGGCGGCGAGGGCGGCGGCGAAUGUCAUGAUACUCUGGACUUAGGACUGAAGAUGAUUCAAGACGACUGGAAGUACGUGGCCAUGGUGAUCGACCGCAUUUUCCUGUGGGUUUUCAUCCUGGUGUGCAUCCUGGGGACAGCCGGGCUGUUCCUGCAGCCGCUGAUGGCCAGGGACGACCCCUGA